This is a messenger RNA of Aureobasidium vineae, 1152 nucleotides long. Lineage: Eukaryota; Fungi; Ascomycota; Dothideomycetes; Dothideales; Saccotheciaceae. The record is from the annotation of a GenBank genome assembly.
AUGUCUGACUUUGUUUAUGAUGGUGGUUCGAGCAGCAGUAACACGACUUUCCAGUAUCCGUUCGCCUCGGCGCCAGACAUAAUCCGAUCGCACCAAAAAGAUGCCUACUUUCAGGGCGUGCUGCUGGAGCGCCUCUCAUCAGUGCUACGGAACCUCUAUGGCGCUCGCUUUGCCCAAACACACAUGACGGGCACGCGCACAUUUGCCGACCUACUAUACCUAUCUUUGACCACUGUAGUGGGAAACCGCACGCUGGGAGAGGAAUACUGCGACAUUGUCCAGGUAGAAGACGACACGCUGCGCCUGCCAAGCGCAUACAGAAGAGGAGGAUACAUACUCGCUAGCGUCCUACUGCCGUACGGUCUUACUAGACUCCUACCAGCCUUUCGAAGGAAGCUGCGCACAAAGUUGGAAGCUUCACUGCGACGACGAAACACCAAACCCGACCAGUCAUCCUCGUGGCUGACCAGCCUGCAAGCUUACGUCCUUCGGAACCUCGACGCCAUCACUUCUCCCUCGCCAAUACAUGCCCUUAGUCUGACCGCCUUCUACUUUACCGGUGCUUACUACCACCUCGCAAAGCGCAUCAGCGGCCUCCGCUACAUCUUCACUAGACGUCUAGAUCCCAGCGAGCAGCGCAUCGGCUAUGAAGUCCUGGGUGUACUGUUGGUCCUACAACUUGGUGUCCAGGCCUACCUACACGCUCACGAGACAUACUCGUCUGUCCCUGUCAUCAGCAAUCCCGCAAGCUUGGGCGGAGGAAGUGCCGUGCUUGACAAUGGUGUCGAAGUCUCUCUGGACCCAAAUGCCUACAGCUCAAACAAUGCCCUAUUGUUUGAAGAAGGCGGUACCCAACGCGAUCCAUCAAGCCUACACAGUAAGGUUUCGAGAAUGACACAUACACCUCUGCCGCCUUCAGACUCGGAAGCUGCUAUUCUCAAUCUCGAAAACGAGGAAAAACUCGCGUGGAUAGAGAGCAGUCAACAGAGAAAGUGCACCCUAUGUCUGGAACCCAUGCGUGAUCCCAGUGCCACCACCUGCGGCCAUGUCUUCUGCUGGACUUGCAUCGCGGAUUGGGUGAGGGAGAAGCCAGAGUGUCCGUUAUGUAGACAGGGUGUCAUGGCGCAGCAUAUUUUGCCGCUUAGAGCUUAA